GGCGAAAAUUGUAUAACUGGUUGGUUCACCAUCGUGGACAAUGUUCUCAUCUAUUGCAAAUUGAAGCAGCGGUUGUCCGCUCGUCUGUAAUCAGUUCAUUGUUUGACAUCUUUGUUGUUCAUUUGGGUCUACAGUUUGAUGUUCGCGGGUUGUUCACGUACUCUCACUUUGCGUGUAGAUUUAGUUGUAUAAGAAUCAGUGGCAGGUUAUUUUGGGAGUGGUGCAUGCUGUGCAUUUACUUUACCGGUUUCUAAAUUGGAUAUAAACUACGCGUCGUGCGCCGACUAUCUUCUACAGUUAUGGAAGCUGGUGGUGGUGGUGUUCUGACAGCAGAACGAAGUCCUGCACGUGCUAAUCUGCACGUUGCUUUCACUGAAAAAGGAGAAGUCAAAGAACGUAGGGAAAAAUUUUUAACAGCCAAGUAUGGCUCGCAUCAAAUGUCGCUUAUCCGGAAGAGACUCGCAGUUGAAAUGUGGCUUUUUGAUGAGUUGCAGAAACUUUAUGAAACUGUGAAUGAAAAUGGGAAAUCUCGAGAGGUUGAGGUAGAUAUAGACGAGCUACUCGACAUGGACACUGAUGACCAUAGAAGAAGUUACUUACAGGAUUUGCUGGUGGAUGCAAAAAAGUCACCACACGAUGUAAAAAAAUUCAUCAACGAUUUGCUCGAGAAAGCAAAAACACUCUGAACAGCGACUGUCUCAUUUGGCAGAUGUACUACUCAAUUUUGAGACAUAAGUUUGUUCACUUCCCAAACGUGGCGUAAAUGAUAUGUGAAAACCUGAGUAAAUUUUCACUGCACGAAAGAAGCCACCAUAAUAACAAAACAUACGGCUAUAGCUCACUGAGGAAGGAAACUGUGUCUAUUGGAAAUACAUGUAUUAUUACCACAUGACUAGACAUAGUUUUUUGUAAGCAUAUGUUGUUUCAUAUUGAAAACAUCAAAACAUGGCUCCAAGCUUUAUCAGUUGAUAGUUUAGUAACAAAAUUUCGUUCAGUCCUCAAUGUACGAUCUACGUGCCAAUUCAAUUGCUAGUACAGAAAUUCUCUAGAUUUAAUGCUGUAGAAAAUUGGAACACCUCAUCAAUCUUCUUUCCGGUCUAAUUUCAAUUUUAAACAGGGUAAUUUCUUUAUGUUUCUCAAAUACGAAUGACAAUCGUCUAUUUGUAAUUUUGUUUUGAUUUUAACUGGAAGAAGAUUGUAUAUUCAAAUCACGUUGCUUCAGUAGUGAUAAAUGCUCACUUUACCGUUAUUAUUCACAUAUACUUGCCAGUUAAGUAGUUAAUGAUUAUAGAAUUGUGGUAAAUAAUAGAAAAGAAACGAGCCAAGAAUCCAUUUCAAUCCUACCUUCAUGCUACACUUUUCCUAUAAAAUCAGAUACUUAUGCAUAUUCAAUUUAGUAGAUGUAGGUAAAAUCCUUGGCAGAAAACUUAUUACAAUAUCUUAAUAUUACAUGAAAUUCGAUUAAUAAAGGUAAACAUAUAAUCAGAUUCGAGUGCCAAAAUAAAGGUUGGCUUGUUCUCACCUGUUCAUCGUUUUGCCAAAAGAUAUUGUAAUUAAUGUUGUGAAUCUCUUUCAUGUUUCUACUAUAACAGCUACAAGGUAAGGGUCAUAUUCCCUAGAAAAUAGUUUAGAUUGCUAAUGCACUAUUUUAAGUAUGUUUUUUGGAAUAAAUAAGAUUACUAGCAUUUCCAAGAUUGGCAAAUGGAAACCCUAGAUCUGCAAAUGUCUUAUCUAAUUCAUAAAUAUUUUAAAAUUCAUUCUCCAUGAUUGCUUUCUUAGCUGGGUUGAAACAGGAAUAUUAAGUGGUGAUGAAUUAUUUAGGCAAUUAUCGUCAUUUACUAUGCAUAGUUGAUUGAAAAUUGAGCCAUACAAUGUAAAACUGCAAAAAAAAUAAAAGAUUUUACUUGGCAAGGGAGUAGCUACGCUAAGAAUGCUCAGUCAAUAAUUCAAAACAAAUUAAUUUAAAAAACCUGAGUUAUACUUUCGUCAUGGUGUAUGUACGCUCAAGUAUAUGGGUAUCACGGCUCUUUUUUCUCCCCGUAUUCCUUAAAUUCAUGAUGUGGGAUUUGCUUUUCCUGGGCUGUUGAUACACAUAUUGUUAUUGCUUUUGCUUGAUCUUUGCUAUUAAUUACAUUAUUUGCCAAAUGACGCCCCAUUCUUACUUAUCUAUGUUUGUAAUUUUUGAAACAAGAUAACAGAAAAAUUUAUCAAAUGUAAUUGAAAUUUUUGCAUGUACUGCAUAGAUAAAAUAUAACUUGAAUUAUGAUUGUGAAGUUGCUUAACAUUAAGCGUUAACUAAUUAUAUUUUCGUGGAAUUUGUGAUAUCAGAGAUUUCGUGGAUAUAACAGUCUUCCGUUCGGUUCUAAAUACUUGAUAGUACAGUAGAAGUCUUUCAUUUCUUGAAUUCGAAUCACCUUAUUCUCCCGAAGUAUUAACUCUUCUCACGUUAGCGAGUAGUAUUAUCCUAUAAUGUAAAUUCACAACACAUCUCUUUCAUUAGAAUGAUGCGUAAGAAUAAUUCAAAACCCAUCCGUGUUUCAAUUUUCCAAUGUCUGUGGUAAGUUUUGUAUUCAAUUAGAUUACUGAAGACUCACUGUAUUUUUGAGUUGGUCAUCUAUAGAAUAUUACUGCUAUCCCUUUAUUUCGUAUAUCUGGGAAAAUUACGAAUGUAUAUCAAUAAUCUGACCUUAAUUAUUCAGAAUGAAUGAACCAAUAUAAUCAAUUUAAUAAUGGUUUACUUUAUUAUUUUUAUUAUGAAAUAAAAUUAUCUUUCGCUUUUAGAUAGUUCAUAAUAUCUAAAUAUAUUUUUAUUCAUUUUACCCCACUUUAACAAGUUGGACUUAUAUUUAUUCUAUUACUACCAAAGACAAUAGUAGAAAUGAAUUUAAAAUAAUUUCUGUGCGACGCGAUUUUUGAAUCUGAAGUGAAUAAAUCAACAGAAUUGUCACUGCAGUAAAUGAAUAAGUUGUGUUACACGAAAAUAUCAAUCCCCUUUAUUUUCAAAUCAAUAGAAGCAACAAUAUAAAACAACAUUAUCUCUCUCAAUGUUUUUAAUAUGUUGUGCUGUCAAGAUAUACAAAUUAUUAUAAGCAAAAUGGUUUGUUCGAAAAACCAAAUUUAAGAAAAGUAUCAAAUUGACGUUUCAUACAUGAUUCUCAAAAGGGAUUUUUUUCGUACUAAAAGUACUAAAGUCAAAUUCAUUUCAUCUUCACACGUGAAAAAGAUUAUUCACACAUGUUAGCUAUUAGCUAAAUUAAAAGGUGUGUUGGAAAGUGGACAGUUAACCAUAGAUUGUGAUUUUUUUUUUUGUGUAAUACUACCACAUCUAAAUACAGGUAAAUUUUAUAAGAAAAACCUCAACUUUUACAAUCCCAUUGAUCAUGAAAUCGUAUUGCAAUUACUUUUACUGCUAUGAUUGUUUAGCUAAAAUGAAAUUGAGGGUCGCAAAAGCGAUAUUGUUGAUUUUGAGUUAGCUUUCAAAUUAGCUUGGCCAUCAUCUUGAAAAUAUUUUUUUUCUCAGUUUCACUAGAGUUUAAAAUUCUUUAAUAUUAUUGCAUGACAUAUGUUGUUAAAUUACUGAUAAUUUCUGCGCUAUGGUUCAAAAAAAUCACUGACAGUUUUCAAGAAUUUAGGCGGAAAAAUCUACUUGUAUGUGUAACAAGUCGGAGCAAAAAAAUAAAAAUAAAAAAUUUUCUGUGGCUCGCUUUUAAUACCAACUGAAAAUCGUUAAUUUGAAUGUUGAAUUGUUUUUCGAAAUUUCUGCCUUUGACCUGCAGAAUCAGUUGAUAAUUGCAUAGUGAUUGAAUUUACCAUCAUAAAAUAUAUUGAGAAAAUUUUCCAAAUCAGAUCUCUUAAGCUAUUUGAUCUUGAUGUCUGUACCUUUUAUUAACAGCUGUGAGUUGGAUCCUACUAUAAACGCAAUAGCUUCGUUUCACGAUACUCAUCGUGUAUGCAUAUACGGUAGUAUAUAUUACGAUGGUCCGUAAUUUUUAAUCUCCAAAAUUCUUCUCAUACUGCCGUUCAAACUUAUUCCAGAUAUUUGAAAAAAAGCAUAUCUGAAGUCUCUAGUCUCUACAUCAGUAGAAAAAUGUGUACCAACAAUCUUACAUUUUCCCAUUUAGGUCAAUAAAUUUCAUUUAAUUUUGUAUUCAUGAAAUCGAUCUGACGGCUCACGAUUAAAAUUUCAUGAACCCCAAUUUCUGGACUGCCCUACCACAUAUAAUUACAUACAUAUAAAUGUAUGCAUACUGCAUGUAGAAGAUAAAACUUGUUAAAACAUUUUAUAUUUUGAGAACUAACAUUGUUCGAACAAAGAUGAUUUUAGGCAUAAUUAAAAAAUCAACAUAGAAUUAUUACUUGAAUGUGUAUAAGUUCAUGACUGCUCUGACAACGCUUGCUGUGUAAGAUUUUGACCACUUUAAAAAUGGGAAAUGCAUUGCUCAGGAUGGUCAGAAUCUAACAUUCCACGUAUAAAUCAAAUGUAUUGUUACUUUGUAAAGCUAUAUGUUACAUCGUAGUUUUUGACCGUUAAUUAUUUUGCAAAACUGUGGUUGAUCUCAGAAUCCAACAACAAUAAGGAACACUAUUGUUGGACUGUUGACUAAGACACUAAUUGAUCGUAAAUUAUUUUUCUAAUUUCGAUAGUCAGUUGAUUUCCGGAUUUCGAAUGUAUUCUUUAAUAUAAACAUCCAUAUUUACGUAUCGAGUGUAAACAUUGCCGCAGAUUAUACAUGUGUGUGUCAAGUGCAAUACCAUUGAUUAAUAUCAUAUCAUAGUGAAUAUCUGUAACAUAUUCUGAUUUCUAGAUUUCUAGACGUCAAUCUCUUUUUAUACUAUUUUAAUCUGUUUUAACAAUAAGUAUAUUUCAAAAUAGCUGUAUUUUCUUAGAAAUUCAAUUAAUUAGAAUUAACGCAACACAAAUGUUGAAUAAUUUGUAAAUUAUAGAAAAACGAAAGUACAACAAUUUUAAUCGCAUACAGUAAUGAACUGCGGAAUAGUGAAAUUUAAGAGCAAACGAAAAUAACUGUCACUGCGCACGCACUGUUUUGUAAUACAUCUGGAUCUCUGGUUAUCACGUAAAUGAAAUUUCAAAAAUUAUGGAAGCAUGUCUCUGGAAAAUUCAUGUAAUUAGUGUAUGUGUAGUAUUAAUAUUGUCAUUUUCUAGGAUUUUUCUGAAAUUUACCUAUGUCAUGUAGAUCAUCUAAAUCAUGUACUAAUAUUUGUUUAAUAUUUAAUUUCUUUUCUAACAUCAAACGAAAUGCGCACAAGAUUUGCUCAUCAUUGCAAAGUAUAAAAUAUAAGAAAAAAAACGAUUUUUACUUAGUCUGCCUGCUGCAUACUAAGUUCCUUUAAAGAACUUAAGAAUAAUUUUCAUUCCUUGACUUCGACUUAACAUGAAAUUUUACAGUCAUAUUCAUGAAAAAUACUUUACUGCAAUAAAAUAAUUUUAUUACAUAUCUGUGAAAUAGUAUUAUUAACAAUUCUUUCUAUAAAUCUUUGACUUUUUUACAUCAGCGCUGAGUAAACAGUCUAUACUUUUCUUCAUCUCGUAGAAAAUAUGAUUUUUUAUCAAUGAGUUGAGCAUUUCUGAACAUGGUAUGUUACGUUAUUCAAAGCUAAUUAUAUUGAUCAAAAGUUUCUCACGGAGUUUGUUAACUGAUUUCACAAAUCUGUCCGAGACAGUAAUAUACUAAUAGUUUUGGUACUUAUUACCACAUAUCUGGGCUAUUGCACUAAUAAUUGUCAGUUAUACAUUGUUAUAUUAUUCAUGUCUUCCUUGUUACAACUUUGUGAAAUGUGCUCAACUAAUUUCAAUUCUGAUAACCUGAAUAGGCUUGCGUCACAUCUGAGAGAAAUAUCCUUAUCGUGCAACUAAACGAUACAUGAAUUACAAUCAUGACCAGCGAUGAAUUUAUUGAUUUGAUUUAACCUUGAUUAUAAUAUUAUACGUCCAUUUGUGUUGUUAUAUUCAUCUAUAUAAAGGAUAUUAUUAAAAUUAUAGUUCCUUAUCACAUUUUUUAAAUAUACUAUCAGAUGAUUUACGAAAAAUGAAUUUAAAAAAUCUGAACCAAAAAAAAAAAAUUUGGCUCAGUCAGCGAAAGUCAGUCAAUCUAAGAUAAGAAAUACUAGUUUGAGGCUGGUAUGUGGAAAAAUUCCUAGGCGUAGUAAUCAUUGCAAUACUCUGCAAUAGUCGAGGAUUAUUGCAAAAUGGGUUUGGUAUGUUCAUAAAUUUUUGCUAGUGUUUAGUACACUGUGAUAUAUUUGUUCUUGCCGCCUUCUUACUGCAGAAGAUUAAAUACUGUUUUACAGCAACCAAAGACUAUUAGAUGAAAUAAAAGAAAGGGAAAACGUUACAACAAAAUGUAAGUCAGUGUCGUAUAUUUAUUAUCCGAAACAAACAUUUUUGAAUCUUUCAUUGAUUUUAGUGACUUGACAAACUUUGAUAAAAAUCUGAAAUAGUUUGUGAAAAUUUUCAGUUCGCGGCAAACUGGUUUAGUGAUUUAUACGCGGUUGUAAGAGAUGAAGAUCACCAUAAAAUUGGAGUCAAUCAAUGGGAUUCAAAUACGUGAUAAUUUUCUGUAUGCUGUUAUAAAAUCUGUGAAGAACAUAGAAUUUUGCUAACUAUUGAAAAAGUUGUUUGUGAUCAUUUGAGAUGUGCAGUUUUUGCCAGUAUCCUACAAUAUGUGCCACUAUGAGAGGAUAAGGAAGAUUUAUGACCGACACGACAAUAAAACAGACUGUGAAGUGGAAUUCUAUACUGCACAAUCUUAUUACAACUCAACAUCUGAACUGUGCUCUGUAAAUUUUGAGUGCCAAUGAUGUUUUUUAUAGCUAAUAAUCAACCAACUAAUGAACAAUGCCAGUGUAUACACACAAACGGACUUUGAAACAUAAGAAACCCAAUGUUACUUUUAGCUUUUUUUUUCAAACCAAAUUAUAAAAACCGCUUCUACCAAAUCCCUAGACCAGUUUGUAUAAUCUUUUACAUUUUUAGGCAAAAUGAACGUGUCUGUAACUGCAGACAUCCGUUUUGAAUAGCUUUUGAAUCACAAAUGCGUAUAAUCGAUCGAGAUGCACAAAUAAAGCUUUAAUGCUAACAUUAAUGAACGUAUGCUUCAUAAUUGUUAUUCAUUAGUAUAAAUUUUGUAGAUCCAUUGCUAAUCACUAUCUACAUUAGAUAUAUGUGACGGUUUUACAUAUGCAAAAAUAACAUUCAGAUAUUUCCCAUCCCGAAAAAUCCGACUUUUUUAUACUCCGAAGUUUUUGCAAACAUAUCUCGUGUAAAUAGUGAUAACAACUAGGGUAACGAUUUUAUGUAGAAGGCUACAAUCAAUCAUACAAUGCAGUUUAGCUAGUAAGAAACCUUUAUAAGUAUUUGUUAUAGUUUUAAUAAAUGUGAACAUUAAUCAAAA
Neodiprion fabricii is the source of this 7412-nucleotide messenger RNA. RefSeq names its product protein phosphatase 1 regulatory subunit 14B. Gene Ontology annotation, biological process: regulation of phosphorylation. Gene Ontology annotation, molecular function: protein serine/threonine phosphatase inhibitor activity. Gene Ontology annotation, cellular component: cytoplasm. Bases 300 to 686 code for a protein of 128 amino acids. NCBI's taxonomy places the organism in Eukaryota, Metazoa, Arthropoda, Insecta, Hymenoptera, Diprionidae. The record is from RefSeq and is a predicted model, not a curated record. The transcript is spliced from 5 exons.